AUGACAAAGGAUAGCGAUAAUCUUGACUCAACUCAACCCGCCAAAAAGCACGGCGCGUUCCGCAAGUUUCUGGGACUGAAGGCCAAGGACAAGACCUCGACCCAGCCCUCAUCUCAGCAAGUGACACCACCACCACCACCAAAUUUUACUUCACCUGUCAGUAACAGCAACCCUCCCUCUCCUCCCACGACAGUUGAUCUACCUUCCAGGGUGAACUUUUCUGAGAACAUUACCAACCCUGGCAUCAAGACGGCAUUGCCUCGUCUUCAGGAUCGAAUUGAAAAGGUCGAGCAAUUGGUCUACUGCAACACCUUGUUUCUCCAGCAUGCAUCUUCAUCGACACCCAACUUGGACAAGGCAGAACUCGAGUGGUUGGUAGUGAUGAACACGGACCCAACGGAGGAGGAUCGAUUGCGCUGGCUGGCGACUAGGAUGGUGGAAGAGUUUGUUCGAGACGCCACCAAGGAUUCGGUGAAGAUUGCUGAAAUUGUCGCCUUAGGACCUGUUCUGGAUUACGAGCACUAUCGCAAGCUGCUUUCGUCAAUUAUCAGCGGAUUCAAUUCCAAUUCCCCAGGGUACCUUGAUGCCGACGACUUGAUCAAGAUCCUCCGCAUCCUCAGGACACGACUGGAGGGAACUCACGGACAGACCUCUGAGUAUUCUUUCCAUCUCACUCUGGCGGUCUCGAGGCUGCUUGAUGUCAUGGCAGAGCAUCAAGUCCAGGAUCUGAACCGUGUAGAGGAUCAUGAGCCCCUGGCUGGGGUCUUGUCGGGUCUGAGAGGUAGCUCGGAUCCAUACCUCAUGUACCAAGCCUGCUACGCAUUCCAGGCUCUGCAGUACGUUCCUGAUGACGACACCGUCCUCCAGGCAGUUCUUCGCCACUCUGCCGGAGUCGCCAGCGGUCUAGUCAAGGUCUCGGGGUUGAUGAAGCUGGAUCUGGAAGCCAUUGUUGAGGGACUUGGUGAUCUUCAAGAGGCUCUUGGAGGUGUCUUUGACAUCGCCAGUACGACCUAUGAGGGCAUUUGUUCUGUGGUAGAGAGCGGGCGAGGAGUAAUGGAUAGUCUGAAGGAGGGGUGUGGAUCAGGCAAGAAGCGUCCUUGGUAUGCUGCGAUCCGCGCUGCCUAUUCCUUUGCUCAGGCCGGUCAGCUGAAGGAUCUUAACCAACUCGUCUACGAGGCACCCUGUCGCCGUGACCCCUUGUUCCAAUGGGGCCUCUGCCAACUGCUGGGUGAGAUUGCGUCUGACGCGAUUUGGGAUGCCGUUGUCCGCAAGCAAGCCAUCGAUCUUCUUGGAGAGUUGUACAAGAGCGACGCAGAUUGGGGACAGGAUGAAAGCGUCAAGACUUGGAUGCUCAACAUCAUCGGUCAACUCGGCACAAAAAAUGACCAGGAGGUCAGCACCCACGCUCGCACCUUACUCACGGAACUCGAACAGGACCAAGGCACCACCGCCAAUCUUCCUUACCCGCUCAGGAACCGCCUUCCUCUGCCACCAACGUCGCCUCUACUCGUCCGUGUCUUGGCCAUCCCCGACAUCGAGUUUGAUCUGUAUAAGUUGAGGCUGCAGCGACUUGAGGAACACAGGCGAGGUGUGUACAUCCCUCCCCAGGCAAAGCCCAGCUUGCAGGCGGGUAACGAUUUGCUGUUUCCACUUAUGGAGAAGGCGCUGGAGUUUUUGAAGAGUGACCGACAAGUGCUCUUGGUGCUAGGCGAUUCUGGUGCCGGCAAGUCGACAUUCAACCUCGAGCUGGAACACACUUUGUGGAAGGACUACAAGAAGUACGGUCCCAUCCCGCUCUACAUCAACUUACCCACCAUUGACGAUCCGGCGCACGACCUCAUCGAGAAGCACCUGCACUAUCACAACUUUUCAGAGGACCAGAUCUACGAGAUGAAACUGCACCGAAAGUUCAUACUUAUCUGCGACGGCUAUGACGAAAGUCAGCUUAAGACCAACAUCCACACCACCAACCAGUUCAAUCAACCAGGGCAGUGGCAGGCCAAGAUCGUCAUCAGUUGCCGCACCCAGUACCUCGGACAAGACUACCGCUCUCGCUUCCAGCCUCAGCCCAUUGAUCGAUACCAGCGUGUUGUGACAGAGCUUUUCCAGGAGGCUGUCAUCGCCGCGUUCACGAGAGCUCAGAUCCAGCAGUAUGUCGACGAGUAUGUCAAUGAGCUACCUGAGCUCGACCCUAUCCAGCAGAAGUCAUCAUGGACGGCGGAGGAGUACAUGGACAAACUGGUCAACAUCCCCAACCUUAUGGGUCUGGUCUCCAACCCCUUCCUCCUUACGCUGGCACUGGACGCCCUCCCAGCUGUAGUUGCGUCCAAGGAGGACCUAUCGGCGAUCCGCAUCACACGCGUGCAGUUGUACGAUAGUUUCGUCAAACGAUGGCUCGAGAUCAACCGUAUGCGACUAGAAGCCAGUCCGUUGAACAGAGACGAGCGAACGGAGCUGGAUAUGCUUAUCGAGGACAACUUUCUAUACCACGGUAUCCACUACCAGAAAGACCUUGCUACCGCUAUCUUCAUCGAUCAUGCUGGAAAUCCCGUCGUCAAGUACACCCACCUUCGCGACAAGAAUACCUGGAAGGCCGCGUUCUUUAACCCCAGUGGCCAAGCCAAGCUGCUUCGAGAGUCGAGUACGGUGAAGCGAUCUGGCGCCUUCUUUCGGUUCCUCCAUCGUUCACUACUGGAGUAUUUUUAUUCAAGGACGAUAUAUGACCCUCUUGAUUAUGACGAGAAAGCUGACGAUAACCUCGAUGAGCGGGAACCAGGUCCAAAUCUCAUGACCUGCCUGACUCGGAUGAACGUUGUCAAGGAACAAUCUAUCGUGCAGUUUUUGGCUGAGCGAGUGCCACAGAAUCCUUGUUUUCAACAACAACUCCUGGAUGCGAUUGAGGAGUCCAAGGCAGAUGCAGGAGCGGCGCUAGCAGCGGCAAAUUCUAUCUCGAUUUUGGUCAAGGCUGGCGUUUCGUUCAACGGCGCCGACUUUCGAGGUAUCAGAAUCCCAGGGGCCGAUAUCUCUGACGGCCAGUUUGACUCGGCUCAGUUCCAAGGGGCUGACUUGACGGGCGUCGAUUUUUCAAGGACCUGGUUGCGGAAUGCGGAUUUCAGCGGCGCGCAGUUAGAUGAUGCACGAUUUGGAGAACUACCCUUCAUUGAAGUUGAAUGCCCUGUCACGGUAUGCGCCUACUCGCCCGACGGAUCGAUGCUUGCCACUGGUUUGGAGUACGGAAACAUCGACAUCUACAAUACCACGUCCUGGAAAAGGAUUCAUUGCCUCAAGGAUUGCCACCUAGUCCGUGCUAUUGCAUUCUCACCCGACGGUCAGCAACUCGUCUCCUCUGGCCAUGGCCGUACAGUCCGGUUAAGAGAUAUCGCCAGCGGCAAAGAUGUGUUGGCCAUGAAGGGACAUAGUAGUGUUGUCAAGUCUGUGGCGUUUUCGCCUUGUGGCAAGCAGAUCGCCUCGUCUAGUCACGAGUUGAGGUUGUGGGAUUCACAGACUGGAGAGUGCCUUUUUAUUUUGGUGGGCCACACUUGGGUUGUCUCGAGUGUCAUGUAUUCGCCUGAUGGGGGACAGUUCGUAUCGGGGAGUGAAGAUGGGACGAUUCGUUUCUGGGAUCCGGCGACAGGGGUGGCAGGAGUUAUUCUGAGUCCGCCGCUGGGGAAAGUGCAUCGACUUGCAUAUUCUCAUGAUGGGCAGUGGAUUGCUUCAGGACACAAGGAUGGUGGGUUGCAGUUGUGGAACGCGUUUACCAAAGAGGCGGGUCCUGUCCUCCAAGGACAUAGUGAGACAGUUACAGGGAUCGCCUUUUCUCCGACCAGUCAGUGGCUCGUCUCGUCCAGCGAAGAUAGUACGUUGAAGCUCUGGGAUGUGUCGACAGGCGUCCUUUUGUCUAGUCUGGUUGGUCACCAGAACAUUGUCAAAGACGUCACUGUUUCACCAAACGGCCUUCAGAUGGCAUCAAGUGGAGCUGACAAGAAGAUUCGGCUAUGGGAGACCAGCUCUAGUCAAUCGUCAUCGAGUACCGAGCUGCCGGGACAGAGCGGCGAUAGAGGUCCGGUCUGGAGGGCGACGUAUUCUUCCGACGGUCAAUCUGUUGUCACCAUUUCCGACCACACCUUCCGACAGUGGGAUGCGUCGACAGGAACACUUGGCUCGUUUUCGUUCGACUUUCCAGCACCACUUUGGAUGGAGUCGGCAGAGUUUUCGCCGGAUCGCGGUCAGAUCGCGUCUUGUGGCGAGAGCGAGGGGUCGAUUCAGUUGUGGGACAGUCGUACGAGCGCAGCAGGACUCUACUUGGAGGGCCAUGUUAGUCGUGUUGUCGAGUUGAUCUAUUCUCCCUGCGGUCGAUGGAUGGCCUCAGCGAGUUGGGACAAUAUUGUGCGGAUCUGGGAUCUACGCGAUCCUCAGCAGCAGUGCCAUAUCAUUCCUGGUACAGGUGAUGAGAUCUACGAGUCUGUUGGUGGCCUGGUAUUCACGCGGGGUGAACCUCCUCGUCUUGUGAUCGGGUCUUCGAAUGGCAUUGUUCGGUGCUUUGAUCCGCGGUCAGGAGAGAUGGUGAUGUCCAAGAAGGUAACAACAGCCAGAGUUCAGCAACUGGCAUCUUCGUCCGACGGUCAGCAGCUUGCAUUGGGAAUUGAUUUCUCGGUCCACCUCUGGGAUUUGAAGUCGGAGAAGCCUAGUAUAGAGCUGAAGGGACAUACCAGCUACGUCUACUGCAUCGCCUACUCUCCAUGCGGUGAAUGGAUCGCCUCCAGUAGUGACGAUAGGACAGCACGCCUCUGGCAUCGACAGUUGAAGGAGGAGGAAGAAAUCUGGUCGUGUGUCUCUGUGGUCCGCGGGUUCUUCGGCACCGUCCAGAACAUUACCUGGAACCCAGUCAUCCCCAUGGAGUUUCUUACAGGAUGUCUUGACGGAUCUGUCCGCGUUUGGCGAGUUAUCCUCAACGACGAUGGUGACAAGGAUACUGUUCCUGUGAAGUUGGUCUGGGGUUCGAAUCUAAGGAUCCUCUGUGCCGAGGGCCUGGCGUUCAAGGAUGCUGUUGGUCUUGAUCCGAUUCACAGCAAGCUGCUAGGCCAGCGCGGUGUUGUUGAAGGUGCUGUUAUUGCUGGAGGAGGAGAUGGGUGGGGUGAAGGUGAGGCUGCUACUGCUGGAGGGGAUGGGUGGAGCUUUAGUGGAGGUGUGGUCACAGUUGGAGAUGUGUGGGGUGAUAGUGGGGCUGUGGUCACUGGAGGGGAUACUUGGGGCGAUGUUGGAGGAGUGAGCACUGGAGGUGAUACUUGGGGCAAUGGUGGAGAGAUGAGUACAGCAGGAGAUGCAUGGGGAGAAGAGGCCGCUGUAGUCAGUGACGGAGACGAGUGGGGCGAAGAAAGCGCUUUGGUUGUAGAAGGAGAUGAAUGGGGCGUCGAUGAGGCUGUGGUCACUGGAAAAUAA
Linnemannia hyalina is the source of this 5439-nucleotide messenger RNA. NCBI's taxonomy places the organism in Eukaryota, Fungi, Mortierellomycota, Mortierellomycetes, Mortierellales, Mortierellaceae. The record is from the annotation of a GenBank genome assembly.